This is a messenger RNA of Ectocarpus sp. CCAP 1310/34, 1644 nucleotides long. Lineage: Eukaryota; Phaeophyceae; Ectocarpales; Ectocarpaceae. The record is from the annotation of a GenBank genome assembly.
AUGCCGGUGUUUCUGAGGAAGUUAGAAAUGUAUGCCGGCCAAACACCUCGGUCAAACAUUUACGCAAAACAAGUGAUCCCCGGGUAUGCCGACGCCCACACACCCGCCAAGCUGGAGGUUCCCGUCAAGCUCGCCUACUCCCAGCAGGCGGAGGUGGAAGGGAAGGCGCACGGCGUCAUUAGCCGCCUCUGACGGUGCGCGGGCUCCUCCCCAUGAAAUAGCCUUGUCCUUGUCUCUCCCGCUUUCCCCCCUAUGCGUAUCCUUGCAGGAUAUGCUACUGCAUGGUACGCGUUUGUAUUGAUGCCUCCAGGGGGGGCGGGGGGGGGCGGGCUCCGCACACCUCAAGUGUAGAGGGAGGGGGCGGGGGCGGUUAUAACAUAGUAAGGAGUCCGGUAGUCGGAGGAAAGCACAAUGUUUCGGUUGGAUUGUAGGCACCCUUGACUGAACAUGUUGGUUUUACGGGUGAACGGGUGCAAUGGUUGUGCUUCAAAAAACUGCCGUCGGCAGCUUGUGUCUGUAUUUUGUACCAUAGUUGAUGCGGCACCUGUUUCCCAGCGGCAGCUUCGAUCGCUGGAACAUUUCAUGGAAUGAAUGAACAAUAGACGUGUUCCGCCGUAGAUCACACGGCGUUGUUUUGAAGCCAUAAGAACGUUUUUUGUGAUGUGCUGACUCCUCGUCUAGCAAAGCAUAGGAAUGAGGUGGCUCAUUUGCUCAUUUGCGCUGUACAUUAUGGGAGGAAAAAAUUCCCCGGCGUGUCCAUCACGGGUGUCUUGUGGUGUCCGCCAGGUGCACGUAGGGAAUCGUGAAUCACGCACUCCGCAGACUUUCGGCCAAAGCCAGCUGUUUUCAAGACAAGCAGAAGGCAAACAGGCCCGCUCGUAAAAAAGAGGGACCGGCAGCAAUACUUCUCGUUCCACCCUUCACCCCCUUUCGCCGAUCCCCCCCCAUGCUAGACUUAAAGUGGGUUGGCGCUGUUGGCAAAGCGCUGUAAAACAUUGCCCCCAUAGCAUGCGCUACCAAAGACGCGUGACGCAUGGAUGUGUUGAGUGAGGAUAGCUGACGGAAACCUCACGGGUUGAGUGAUGUAGGAGAUUGCCGGACACAUGACGUGUUCAGUGAUUAUAGCUGUAUACUGAAACCCCAAGGGUUGAGUGAGGUUUCAGAUUGCCAGACACAUGGACGGGUUGAGUGGGGAUAGCUGCAUACUGAAACCCACGGGUUGAGUGAUGUUGGAGUGCCGGACACACAGACGCGUUGAAUGAGGAUAUGCACAUACUGAACCUCACAGGUGAUUUGUAUUGGAGAUUGCCGGACAACUAGACGCGUUGAGUGAAGAUAGCUACUACAUACUGAAACCUCACAGAUGGAUUGGUUUUUGAGUUGCCAGACACAUUAACGCUCUGCGUGGGGAUAGCUACAUACUGAAACCUCACGAGUUGAGUGAUGUUGGAUAGUGCCGGACACAUAGACGCUUUGAGUGAGGAAAGACACAUACUGAAAUCUCACAGGUGAUUUGCAUCGGAGAUUGCCGUGCACAUAUACGUGUUGAGUGAGGAUAGCUACAUACUGAAACCUCACAGAUGGAAUGGUUUUUGAGUUUGCCAGGCAUAUAGACGCGCUGCGUUGGGAUAGCUACAUACUGAA